GAGCAGGCUUCUUCCUUGCUGAGUGGCCUUUCAGGUUAUGUCGAUAUAGGACGUUUUACUGUGGAUAUAGAUACUUUUGGACCUGUUUCCUUCAGCAUCUUCACAAGGUCCUUUGCUGUUGUUCUGGGAUUGAUUUUCACUUUUCGAACCAAAGUACAUUCAUCUCUAGGAGACAGAACACAUCUCCUUCCUGAGCGGUAUGACGGCUGCGUGGUCCCAUGGUGUUUAUACUUGCGUACUAUUGUUUGUACAGAUGAAUGUGGUACCUUCAGGUGUUUGGAAAUUGCUCCCAAGAAUGAAUCAGACUUGUGGAGGUCUACAAUUUUGUUUCUGAGGUCUUGGCUGAUUUCUUUUGAUUUUCCCAUGAUUUCAAGCAAAGAGGCACUGAGUUUGAAGGUAGGCCUUGAAAUACAUCCACAGGUACACCUCUAAUUGACUCAAAUGAUGUCAAUUAGCCUAUCAGAAGCUUCUAAAGCCAUGACAUCAUUUUCUGGAAUUUUCCAAGCUGUUUAAAGGCACAGUCAACUUGGUGUAUGUAAAUCUCUGACCCACUGGAAUUGUGAUACGGUGAAUUAUAAGUUAAAUAAUCUGUUUGUAAACAAUUGUUGGAAAGAUUACUUGUGUUAUGCACAAAGUAGAUGUUUUAACCGACUUGCCAAAACUAUAGUUUGUUAACAAGAAAUUUGUGGAGAGGUUGAAAAAUGAGUUUUAAUGACUCCAACCUAAGUGUAACUUCCAACUUCAACUGUAGCUAGUUGUCCAAUGGUGCAAUGGAAAAAAUAAUAACUCGCUUAUAGAAGAUGAGUGUAGAAUGGAUAGGGGUGUUUCCAUUAUCCCAGCCACACAUCUUCCAAAAAUGUAGAGGAGUCACUUAACGCUCAGUAUUUUUAGCUUGGGCGAACGCAUGUCAAGUCUGGCCCCCAUGUCUCUCUCUUUGUCUCUCUCGCUGAGCCCUGACUGGCGGCAUCUGCCCUCUCAUAUCCCCCUGAGCUGCCCACACCCUAGAGAGGAGGAGCCUCCAUGUCCUUUUGCAUUUGACCUGGGUGAGGGACCAGUAGCACGGUGAGUCUCUUUGGCCGAGGUGUCUGCUGCCCUCCAUGGCCCAAUGAUCCAGCAAGCAAACCCUUCCUAACACCUGCUGGUCUGACAAGUCUCAGGUCGAAGCUACCUAGAGGCCUGGUUAUCCUUUCUGCGGUUUCUACUGACCACUAAGAAAAACAAAGAUUUCUAACCUCAACCCUUUCCCUUUGGAUCCGAGACGAGGCGGUUGACGACACCAACCAUGGCUGAUAAACUGGGUCUGGCUGUGGGGGACGACACGACGUCCAUCAUGGCGCUAUUGGAGCGUGUGGCGGGCAUCAUUGACAACGUGCAGACGUGUCAGACACGUAUGGAGGAGAGGCAGCUAGAAUUGGAGAACAGCGUCAAGACCAUCCAGGAGGACGUGGUGAAGCUGACGGUAAACCACGCCGCCACCAGCAGCACGGUGGACAAGCUGCUGGAGAAAACACGGACGGUCAGCUGCCACAUCAAGGAUGUCCGGGUACGGGUGGAGAAUCAGAACAUCCGCGUCAAGAAGGUGGAAAUAACCCAGGAGGAACUGUUGGCCAAGAACAAGUUCCGGGUUGUUAUCUACCAGGGUGACAGUGAGGUGCCAGCUGUGGCAGCCGGAAAGGAACCCAAAGGACCCAGUCAACCCAAGGCACCCAAACCGUCGGCGGCCGAAGUGGAGCCAGACCACUUUGAGCUCCCCCCUGAGUCUGAUGAGGAGUACAUGGUGGUGGAGGAAGCCUCGUCCACAGCCGCCAAGAUGAAGAAAUCAGGCCUGAGUCGCAUCGAGAGCUUCAAAUCUACCUUCUCCCGCGCGAACAUGACCAAGACGAAAGAGAACAUGAACAGCAAGGUUGGCCAGAUGGGUGAGCGCAUCGUAUCGACUGAGCGCCGGGAGAAGAUCCGCCAGUCUGGCGAGAGGCUCAAGCAGUCCGGCUCGCGGCUCAAGGAAUCUAUUGCCAGCCAUGUGCCAGCCAAACUGAAGAAGGAGAGGACUGUGGCGGAGGGCCAGGAGGGGGCCGAGGGGGUCACUGAGGGUGCCGCACCCAUCCCGCCACCCAAGGGACGCAAAUCCGCAAGCCCUGACCUCGCCUACACGGAGGUGACCAAGGAGGCUGAGGAUGGAGAGGAUGAGGUACCGAUAAAUGAUAUCAAGCAGCUCUCCUAAAACAGCGGUCAAGAAACUGAAAAACAACAACAUACAUGUUAUUUUUCCUUGUUUUCAUUUUUUUUUUUAGGAUUGGCCUGUGACCCAUAGUCCCAGUAGUCCCGGUCCCAGAAACAGGCCAGUUAGGGUGUCAACACGAUGAGUUUAUAUAAUCCACACACUCCUGUAACAUUUGUAAGUCAUCUUUGUUUUGGGAAUUAAAGGAUUUAUAUAGAACAAGUAAAUAUAUAUAUAUUUUUUUCUUUUUUUCCUGUUUACAUUAGACAUGGACUUUCAAGUAUUCAAAACAAAUAAACUGAAAAGAAUUACAGCAAGUUUGAGGGAUUGGACAUUUUCUACAGACUUUCAACAUCUUCAUAAUCAACAUACUUACAACAUAACGGACAUUCAAUUGUCGUUAAUUUGCAUGUUGAAAGGCUGAAUAUGGGAUGUUAAGGCUAAACUACUGAAAUGAUGGAAGUUGAAAUUGAGUUUAGGUAUGAAUGGUUUAAUUAAGGUUAAUGUUACAUAUGAAAAACAAUAACUUGACAGAGAAAUGUCUUGUGUGAAGUUAUGUGAAGAGUGAUGAGCUUCAGGACUGAAUGAUGUCAACUCAUGCCCGCCGAACCAGAAUUCAGUGAAUAGAUAACAUUUCUUGUGCAGUUUUUGCAGAGAAAAACUAAAAUCAGCUGUUGUCUGAGGAGUAAUGCAUAUAUAAACAUAUAUAACAAGUAUAUAUCAUUUCAUUGGAAAAUGGGUUAAUUUCUAAAUUGGUCCUUUGUAGCUCAGUUGGUAGAGGAUGGCGCUUCUAACACCAGGGUAGUGGGUUCGAUUCCCGGAACCAGACAUACGUACAGUUAUGCACGCAUGACUAAGAUAAAAGCUUCUGCUAAAUGGCAAAUAUGAUUAUAUUAUAUGAAACGGUGAGUGAGGAAACUACUGUGUAUUAUGUCAAAUAUCUAUGAUAUGACAUUUAAAAAAUAAACAAUAAUUAGCUAUACAAAUGGCCAGUAGGAAUAGACAUUGUAAGUACAUCAUUUAACUCCCUAUGGACACAAGCAGAUUCUUGAAUAUUUGCAUCUUCUGCUCAUUUAGUAUGGUUAAAUAUAUGAAGCCAUUUCUAGAUAUUUUUUGCUGUUAUAGUGUGAGUGAUUUGGCAUGACUAUAGAUAUUAUUUCAAGUUUAUGCCACUUUACAUAUAUAGGAUGGAUUUUAAGCCUCUCUGCUGCUAAGGAGAGGUAACACAUUGUGCAUGUUAUUAUUUAUUCAAUUGUCCAAUACUCUUGUUAACUGUAGAUUUUGUUUCUAUUCAAUGAACACGGUUUAAAAAGGUCUAACCUCGGUGCAGUACUACACCAACUGUUGCUAUGGUAAUUAUCUUCUACACGUCCAAAAUAUGUUAAUUAAGAUAGUAGACAAGACAGUAGUCGAAAGCUUUUGUAAAUUCCCAUAAAAUGUGUCCUAACAGCUUAUGACAACCACACUCGUAUUACAACACACAUAACCCAGUCAUAAGGUAUAGAACUGUGAAAAAAAAUUACUGGCAUCCUUGUUUGCUAUGCUAUGAUUUAUUACAUAAUUAUUCAAAUGUUAUAAAAGUGUUAUUACUAUGAUGCGACAUGAUGCUAUUCAAAUGCUUUUUGACAGGGUAAAGUGUCAGAGGGGUUGAUUUUAGUGGAUAAAUUGGAAUAGGGGAAACAUGCCAUAACAGCUAUCUUUUCUACAGCACUUCAACAAAUAAAAUACCAGGAUAUGAUGAGUUAUUCAAAAACAAGAAUUUA
Molecule: messenger RNA, 3978 nt
Organism: Salvelinus fontinalis (brook trout)
Lineage: Eukaryota; Metazoa; Chordata; Actinopteri; Salmoniformes; Salmonidae
Product: caveolae-associated protein 4a-like
Exons: 2
Coding region: 1283-2218 (311 amino acids)
Biological process (GO): regulation of gene expression
Cellular component (GO): cytoplasm; caveola
Source: RefSeq, a predicted model, not a curated record